AUGGCUCGUCUUUCAAUCAUAUCGGCAGUUUUGGCACUGGCCUCCACAGCCUGCGCCCAAUGCGGUUCAGGAACGCCAGAUGCUCGAGUUACUGGAUCAGGUAGCUCAUUCACAGCUACCAAGGGCUCAAGCAACGUCUACACUGGCUCUGACUAUCGUGCUGCCAUCCAGGCUGCGUUGGACUCCAUCAGCAGUGGGCAGCGCGUUGCUGUGAUCGCCUCUGGUUCCAUUGGUGCCAACACCAUCACUAUUGCCAGCGGCAAGAUCUUUGAAGGAUGCGGAACGAUCAAUGUGGGUACCAAGUCAGGUCGCGGUGCCAUUGAAUCGACCGACACCACGAAUGUCCAAAUCCCAUAUCUGACCAUGACUGGCAAUCCCUACUUCGGUCUGAGAUUCUCAGGUACAAAGGGUCUCACUCUGGGCAAGAUCAACAUGAAUCUGAGCGGCGGACUUGGCAUUCGAUUCGAUCGAGACAAGGCCGCGAACUCCAAUGUGAAGAUGGACACAAUUACUGUCACCGGUGCUGGCAGUCACGCCGUUGAGACUUGGAACAUCGAUGGCCUGACCAUCAAUUCCGUCAUUGCUAAGAAUGUUGGCGAGUGCGGUCUCCUUUUGCAAAAGACGACCAAUGCGCGUGUCGGACUCGUCGAUGGAAACAACGUCGCGGCAGGAAACGGAUACGCGACUUUCCGCAUGGCCAACGAGAACGGUCGUCAAGCCAACGGCGGCUACGCGACAAAUGUCUACAUCGAUAAGGUGGUUUCACGUGGCGGCGGACGAGGUGUCUUCUGUGUAUCCCAGUCUGGAGGUGCAGAGAUCAAGAGCGUCGACCUGGCCAACAAUGGUAACAACGCUGUUCUCAUCGAGAAUUGCAACAAUGUCAAGAUUCUUGGUGGAACUGUCAAUGGUGGUGGUGAAGUUCGUCUUGCGGCCCGCACCGAGUUUGCGAACAAUCGUGACAUCAGCAUCACUUUGAAAGUUGAUGGCACUACCGUCCGAGAGAGCCCUUGUGGAGAGAACACAAAAUGGAAUCUUUCUGGCUCAGGGGGCAGGACUAUCUGUUAG
Molecule: messenger RNA, 1065 nt
Organism: Aaosphaeria arxii CBS 175.79
Lineage: Eukaryota; Fungi; Ascomycota; Dothideomycetes; Pleosporales
Exons: 1
Coding region: 1-1065 (354 amino acids)
Source: RefSeq, a predicted model, not a curated record